AUGGAACAAAUAUUAUCAAAGAAACAUGUAGUAGACAUAGCGCUCGACUUGUGUCCGACAUUAAUUUCCUUACUGAACAUUAUCCUAUACGAAGCAGAAUGGCCUAUAAAAGGAGUGGCUCGACAAUGCGGUGGUAAGCGAAGUGCUCAGGUGAAAAUUAAGGAGAUUACUGGUCAAAAAGAUGAAAAUCUGAAGAACUUUUUACCACAAUUCUUCCGCUGCGACUGA
Molecule: messenger RNA, 228 nt
Organism: Clunio marinus
Lineage: Eukaryota; Metazoa; Arthropoda; Insecta; Diptera; Chironomidae
Source: the annotation of a GenBank genome assembly